AUGGGCCGAUUCGGUGUAGGGGUGUCUGCUGUGGAGCCCCUAAACUUUCGGACCAAUAUGGUUGAACUGAGCGACCAUAUGCUGGCCGACACGUGGGCUAACACCGAGAACCCGGUGCGACAGGCGUACGGCGACCGGUAUUACGAGGCCCAGCGCUCGUCUUCGGGUAUCGGCCGAGAAGUGGCCCUAAAGUUGUCGUCUUUGGGCGCGAAUGUAGUGAUUACUGGUCUGGAAGAGGACGCCAUCCAUGAAGUGGUCAACACAUGUCAGACACUAUACAAACGCAAAGCACUCGGAGUUUUUGGUGAUUUAACUGACGACCAGUUUGUGAAGAUUUUGGUCGACAAAACUAUCGCCGAGUUUAGCAAAAUUGAUAUUCUGGUCAAUAAUGCCGGCAUUUUAAUGUACUCUGGCAUUGAAAACCCGGAAUACAUGAAUAUAUUUGACCGCAUUAUACGAGUCAAUGUAAGAGCGAUGCAAGUGUUGACACAGCUAUUGGUGCCAUAUCUGGUGGCCAGCAAUGGUUGCAUUGUUAAUACAUCGAGUGUGAACGCCAACAAACCGCAAAUGUGUGAACGCUCGUUUUCGGGUAUCGGCCGAGAAGUGGCCCUAAAGUUAUCGUCUUUGGGCGCGGAUGUAGUGAUCACUGGUCUGGAAGAGGACGGCAUCCAUGAAGUGGUCAACAAAUGUCAGACACUAUACAAACGCAGAGCAAUCGGAAUUUUUGGUGACAUAACCGACGAUCAGUUUGUGAAGAGUUUGGUUGACAAGACUAUCGCUGAGUUCAACACAAUUGAUAUUCUGGUCAAUAACGCCGGCAUUUGUAUUAAGGCUGGCAUUGAAAACCCGGAUUAUAUGAAUACAUUUGACCGCAAUAUACGAGUCAAUGUAAGAGCGAUGCAAGUGUUGACACAGCUAUCGGUGCCAUAUCUGGUGGCCAGCAAUGGAUGCAUUGUUAACACAUCGAGUGUGAACGCAUAUAAACCGGUACUAUCUUAA
Molecule: messenger RNA, 999 nt
Organism: Medioppia subpectinata
Lineage: Eukaryota; Metazoa; Arthropoda; Arachnida; Sarcoptiformes; Oppiidae
Source: the annotation of a GenBank genome assembly